Messenger RNA from Oryzias melastigma (Indian medaka), 4730 nucleotides. It is a transcript of the gene doc2b, whose product is annotated as double C2-like domains, beta. Gene Ontology annotation, cellular component: membrane. The record is from RefSeq and is a predicted model, not a curated record. The coding region runs from base 681 to 2153 and encodes 490 amino acids. The transcript is spliced from 11 exons. Lineage: Eukaryota; Metazoa; Chordata; Actinopteri; Beloniformes; Adrianichthyidae.
CAAAAUUCACCAAUCAAAUGAUUGAUGCGUUCUUUACUACCUUUUUUACAUAAUUCUAACAGGUCUGGUCUGUAAUGGAAAUGACUGGUAUGUGUGCGUGGAAUAAGAUUUUCUCCAGACAUCUUUGUAGUAACUAAAAUAAGAAAAAGAGCAGUAGGACAAUACAAUGAAGCGGAUCCAUGUCUUUGUAUACGAUUCCAAUAUUUUUAUUCUUUACUACUCUUCCUGCUUAAUCCAUAUUUUUCAGGUGUAAGAUUUUAAAUAAAUUUUGAUAUGAAACAUCUCACUUUAGAAACCAGCCUCUAGUGUUCUUUUGAAGAACUUCCGGGUUUGCGACAAAUUUGGAAAACCAUAACCACGCCCACAUACCCGCCUGUCAGUCAAAAGCUGGAAAAGGUAAACAGUCUGGAGUUUUUUUAAAUAUAGUUUUUUAAAAUUAAAACAUUAAUAGUCAGAAUAAGACAGAGGGAAGGAAGAAGGGAGACAUGUUUUCACAGCCGUGGGAGGAGUCGCCAUUUUGAUUUGUUAGCUGCUACUAGCUGCUAGCAUUGAUAGAAGAACAAACGGAAACGCAGCAGGCGGGAAAAAGAGCAGACAGUCCGGCUCCAUGAAUGUGGGAAAGAGCAGCUGCUAUUCCCAUUGUAAUCCCUGAAGAGGAUCUUGGAUGAGAAGAAAAGACGAUGCAAAGUCCCUCUCCCUCGGAUAGGCGGCGCAGACGUGGGCAGAGUGAGGGGUAUAGGAGGAGCGGCGAGGGUCGGUGGAGGAGUGUGUUUGUGUGUGAGGCGGGCAGACAGCAUGGUCUGAGGACGGGCGCAGGGAUCUCCACUCAGCACCUCCCCACCUUCAGUGCUCAGCAGGACAGCAGCUCCAGCAGAGAAGCAACAGGAGGAACGCAAACAGGUGUCUGCGGGCUUUUUUUUUUCUUCUUUGGGGGGGUUUGGGAGUGGGCUCCGGGCUGGACCGCAUGCAUGACACAACGCAAAGGCGAGAAACCCACCAUCAGCAUCCAGGAGCACAUGGCCAUUGACGUGUGCCCCGGCCCCAUCCAACCCAUCAAGCAGAUCUCGGACUACUUCCCCCGGUACCCGCGGGGCCUCCCCGCCGCUGCGCCCCACGUCGGGCCACUGCGCUCCCCCCUCUCCACCCCCUCCACCUCUGUGUCCGCCGCCGAAAGUGAGCGCCCCAAUGAGGACAGCCCCGAGCGGGCGUGUGCUGGAGCCACCGCCUCCCCACAGGCCGUCAGGAGGGACGAGGAGCCGGAUGUGGAAGGAUACGACUCGGACGACUCCACCACGUUGGGAACUUUGGAGUUCAGCCUGCAGUAUGACCAGGAGAACAACGCUCUGCACUGCACCAUCAACAAAGCCAAGGGGCUCAAGCCCAUGGACCACAACGGCCUGUCCGAUCCAUACGUCAAACUGCAUCUUCUACCCGGCGCCAGCAAGGCCAACAAACUCAGAACCAAGACGCUUCAUAACACACUCAACCCCGUCUGGAACGAGACCCUGACCUACUACGGCAUCACUGAUGAGGACAUGGUCCGCAAAACACUCAGGAUCUCGGUGUGUGAUGAAGACAAAUUCCGGCACAACGAGUUCAUCGGGGAAACACGAAUCCCGCUAAAGAAGCUGAAGCCCAACCAAAUCAAAAACUUCAACAACUGCCUGGAGAAACAGUUACCUGUCAACAAGACAGAAGAUAAAUCUCUGGAGGAACGCGGACGCAUCAUGAUCUCCCUCAAGUACAACACCCAGAAGUCCUGCCUAGUGGUGGGCAUCAUCCGCUGCGCUCACCUGGCCGCCAUGGACGCCAACGGCUUCUCAGACCCAUACGUCAAAACCUACCUGAAGCCCGACGAGAACAAAAAGUCAAAGCACAAGACUGCUGUGAAGAAAAAGACGCUCAAUCCUGAGUUCAACGAGGAGUUCUGUUAUGACAUUAAAUAUGCAGACCUCACCAAAAAGACCUUGGAGGUGACUGUAUGGGACUAUGACAUUGGAAAGUCAAACGACUUCAUCGGUGGCGUUUCUCUGGGCAUCAAUGCAAACGGGGAGAGGCUCAAACACUGGUUUGACUGCCUCAAAAACAAGGACAAAAAGAUCGAGCGCUGGCACACGCUGACCAAUGAAUUACCCGGCUCACUAAAUGACUGAAGACCCUCCAAACUCCACCAGAGAGGACUCCACCUCCCGCCUCUCGGCGCCUGAAACGUCUCCUUCGGAAGAGGAAACAGUAACUCCUCCGACGGUGUUCCUCAUCCUUCACAAACACACAAAAGUUGCACAGCUGCUCGUUUAUUUGUCUUCUGACGAAGUAUUGAGUGGGGAUUGCGGUGUUGAUCUUUAAGUCUUUUCAGCUUCUCUGCAUGAUUAGUGAAGAUAAAAACAGCAAACAGGAUCUGUUUGACGAGACCGUCUCGAGCAUCUGCAUAAAUGUCCCUCCCUGAUGCGGCUCUGGCAUGUUCUGAAUACUACACAUACUAAAAAUACUGGAUCAAACGAUGGAUUCAAAUAUUCAUUUAAGAAGAUGCUGCACUUUACAAUGACUAGAAAAGCUUUAGGUGAAGUUACUCUUGAGAACAAUACCACUUAGUCAGUUUUUACUCCAUUAUCCAGUUCAGUUCCGACAUAUUCAAGUUGAGUAAAAGUUGGGGACAAAACUGCUGAAAAAAAAUUCUGAAAUUUUCAAGCUAUUGCAGAGGUUUCCAAUUCUCUCUAUUCAACUGCAGGACUGUGCUUUUAUUUUGAAGGAGCCUUUGUUGCUGAUGAUUUAUCUGAAAAUCCUCCCAAAUCGUCUUUUUUCUUCUCAAUUUUAAAGGGUAACCAAACCAGGAAGUUGGAGGCUGACUCCACCCACAGCCAAAAUUUGAAAUGCAGAUUUUCAAAACUUACAUGGUUUGACCAAUCACAAAAUUCAACUGUAAUACAUCAUUUCAACCUGUAGGGGGCAGCAGACAGAUGAAUUUUGACCAUAACUUUAAGAAUCAAACUGUUUUAUUUCAAUUUGGCAAAAAUUUGGCAUUGACCAACAAACAGCCCUUUUAAAGCCCCAUUUAUAGAUGUCAACAGCCAAACAGUUAAUUUAGGGUUUGGUUACCCUUUAAAUGUAUUAGUAAGUUCUUGUAUAAAAAACACAAUUUAACUUUUUUUUUUUCAAGUUGAGUAAAAGUUGGGGUCAAAACUGCUAAAAAUUAUUUUUAGAAAGUUUUCAAACUUUUGCAAAGGUCCAAUUCUCUUAAUUCAAACCGGUUUGAGGGUUUGCUAACAGUGUUAUUCAGAUUAAGAUGAUUUUCUCUUUAGUUCUCUGAGCACAUUCAGGUGGUCAGACUUCCACCAUCACUGGUCUAUGGAGCCGGCUGAGGGGUACGGGGGCGGGGGGUUGUUGUGAAGCAUCCGCUGAGCAGCAAUCAGGAGCGGGAAAUCACACAGCAGCCACGGAGCGCGUGCAGCUUUUUGUUUACAGAUCAGGAGGUUUGCGGACGGAAACGCCGCCGCCGUGUUUGUGUGGAGUGGAGUUAACAAAACUAACAAUAACGGUAUUAAUCUGAGCAUGUUUACUUGUUUACAGUGGAGUUUGGGCACUAAUCAACGAGCUCUGCAGGACAAGAAGGGCAGACUUUUGAAACCAGUGUGUGUGUGUCGUCACUGUGGUUGCAUUUGUUGGGUUUUCUAAAGCAUAACUGUCUCAGACAGAACGUUCUGGUUUGGGCCUAUUCGGUUCUCUCUGAGUCAUGGACGAACGCCGGCGCUCGGAGGCGUGUCAGACUCUACCUUCACUUUCCGUCACGAGAGCUCGCAGUGUUGGAGCGGCUUGGAUGCAUGCCAUGCAUUUGUGAUUCUGAAGACUUCCAGUUUGACCUUUUCCGCAUGCCCCUCCCGGCACACCCACGCACGCCUUGUAAAUUCCGUCCCAACGGUUUCCGGCCAUCAGGAUUCCUGUCAGGCCUUCCAAUCCAGCUAACAGCUUUCGUGUCGUCACCUCACGCCACUGUAAGUGACUGUUUUUGUAAUGGCGUCAUUUGAAGUCGCGGGACGCGGCGCCGUCGUUCCCACGUUUAAUCUCCCUUACCCUUGGCUUCCACAUCCGUGUGGUCGGAAUGAUUAGAUUCCUUCUCCCUUCCAUUCACUUUGAAGACAAUUUGAUUGUGAUAUCACAGCGCCGCAGCUGGGGGUGGAAACCCUGGGCGCAUCCCAUCAGGCCUUGCAUCUCUUUCUUUAGGUGUUAACCGCCUCUUCGGGCGCAUUGAUUUGUGAGGCACGAGCCGGCCGUGGAACCUUGUGAGCAUCUCAAUCUCCUCCCUCUCCCCACUGGUGAACAUGUGAUGAAGACGACCAACGUGUGGUUUUUGAUUUUGUAACCCGUCUGCUUUUGUAUGCAAGCUCAAUAUUAUCAAGGAAAACAUAAAUGCAUGCGUACGUUCCUAGUUCUUGUCAUGAGAUGACUUUGCCUAAUGUUUGAUACUGUUUUCUGUAUUCAAAAAUAUCUGACUGUGGAUGCUGGGAAACUCUGCUGAAGUCGGUCUUUCUUCUGGACAACAUUUUGUACCUUUUGAGCAUUACUCUCACAUUGCCUGUUUGGCUGCUGUAUUGACUCUCCGAAGGCGUGAAUUGAUGUGAAUUAAAAUCUUUCCUUUGUUGUUUCCUUUUUAACACUCAGGCACUUGUUUUCAUGUUUCUGAAUGAAUGAAUAUAAAUGCAUUGUAUCAAAUUAUAUUUGCAAAAUAGAAAGAA